AUGCCCACCCGGAGAGACCCCGAUGUUAAUGAUGUGGUUGAAACGAAGGUUGGCAGUGUCACAUUGAUCGUGCGGAUACUUGAUAUUGAGUUCGGCAACUAUACGAGAACCGAAACCGUCGAGGUCCUUCGGGCCCCUCAAGGUCAUGAUUUCCCGGAGGUCAUCACAAUCAAGCGACUCGGUCGGCAGUAUGGCCCUUCAGAAUCUUACUUUGUCCAGGUGUUCUACUGA
This is a messenger RNA of Clonostachys rhizophaga, 231 nucleotides long. Lineage: Eukaryota; Fungi; Ascomycota; Sordariomycetes; Hypocreales; Bionectriaceae. The record is from the annotation of a GenBank genome assembly.